AUGGGUGACGCCAUGGCUAGUGAAAAGGGCGACAUCAGUAGUAGGGACGUGAUGGACAUUGGGCUAGGCGAUGCUGGAGGCAGGCAGGAUGGUGCCAGCAACGUCGAAGGCACUGGCGAUGCCAAAAAGGGCGCUGGUGACACCACUGGAGCAGGUGACGCCGCUAGCACAUGCAAUACGGGGAGUUGGGUGAUGGCGCUGGCAUCAGUGGGUAGCUGGUUUGCAUCAGUAGAGGGCAGCAGGUUGGCGUCAGCAUGUUAG
Messenger RNA from Ilex paraguariensis (yerba mate), 261 nucleotides. NCBI's taxonomy places the organism in Eukaryota, Viridiplantae, Streptophyta, Magnoliopsida, Aquifoliales, Aquifoliaceae. The record is from the annotation of a GenBank genome assembly.